AGUUGACCGCAGCCACCCGUCCCGGUUUGGAUCCAGCCUCAGUAUGGCCGCUAACUGCGCAUGACCAAAGACCGGUGUCCGGUGUCCGACUGUUAACAGCUGUUGAGACCAUGAAGGGUAGGACCGGGGCACCAGGGGAAACACACCCAGAAUAACCGGACUGGACCCAGUACAGAGCCGGUACCUCCCCUCCGGUCUUCAGAGGGGGCCACUGAUCUGCAGCUGCACUGAAAGUAGCUGAGCUAACGAAGCUAGCGGAGCCAACAGCCAGCAGACCAUCAGCUGUUAUCUAACGGGGCUAACAGGCUAAGUGCUAACGAAGCUAGCGGAGCCAACAGCCAGCAGACCAUCAGCUGUUAUCUAACGGGGCUAACAGGCUAAGUGCUAACGAAGCUAACGAAGCUAACGGAGCCAACAGACAGCAGACCAUCAGCUGUUAUCUAACGGGGCUAACAGGCUAAGUGCUAACGUAGCUAACAGAGCUAGCGGAGCCAACAGCCAGCAGACCAUCAGCUGUUAUCUAACGGGGCUAACAGGCUAAGGGCUAACGUAGCUAACGGGCUAACGGAGCUAGCGGAGCCAACUGACAGCAGACCAUCAGCUGUUAUCUGACGGAGCUAACAGGCUAACGGAGCUAACGGAGCCAACAGAGUUGUUUUCUGACGGAGUUAACGAGCAUUCCACCACCGGGUUCUAAGGGACCGGAUCUACUGAGCCUUCAGAGUACCGUCAGUCCAGCCGGGAUAGAGCAGAGCCCGGCUCUGUUCGGACCGGUCGCAGGAUGCUAAUAGCAACAGUCGCCGGAGGAGCCGGUAAUGCUGCAGCUACCGGCAAGAAGCACCGGCGGAGAGGAAAGAAGCACCAACGGGUCCGAACGGAGGAGAACCGGCCCGAUGACCUCUGUGACCUCUUCCCAACCCCUCAGCAGAGUUACCCAGAAGCCACCCUGUCGCAACCGCAAAAUACUUCAGAUGCAAACACAUCAUCACAAAGAGCACCAGCAUGUACUGAAGAUGUCCAUGAAGCCGCUACAGUACCCCAACAGUCCCAUCCACUCACCAGCACGUUACCCACUGAGAUCUGCACCCUCAGAACCGCCCCCUCCUGUCCGGAUCCAGUAGAUCCUCUUAUAGCACACUUGGAGCCUCCUGAAGUUACUCUAUUAAACACCCACCCGACAGCAGCAAUGACACAUCAGAUUGACAGCCAAUCCCCUCCUUCCAUGUUUGAAGAUCCCGCCCACAGUCCAAGUCAAUCACCGCCCAUGGUCAACCAAAAUAAUACCCAGAAUUCCUCCCGAUCGCCUAAUAGAACUCUUCAAAAUGUUCAUCAGAGUCCACCUGAGAGCCAAACUUAUUCCUCCAAUUUACCUGCAAUCGUUUCACUCAACAUUACCCACAAUGCCUCUGAAUCAAAGGCGGUUUCUGAUAAAGUUCCUCCCAGUCCUCAGUUAAGCCCCUCCCACCUAGAACCCUUCUUGCUGACCUCAGUGACCUUUACCUCGAGUGUCUCCUCGCACCUCUGCACACCCACCUUCUCACCCACCUCCUUCCUCUGCUCCCCCAACUCCCUGAGCCCCGGCCCUUCUCUCGUGAGGCCUCCGGCCACGCCCCCUUUGACUCUGAGCCCGCCCCCUCUAGAGUUGACCCCGCCCCCUGUUCCGCUUUUGGGCUCUGACGAUGAAGAGCAGGAAGACCCUUCAGAUUAUUGCAAAGGCGGUUACUACCCGGUGAAGAUCGGUGACCUGUUCAACGGGAGAUACCAUGUGGUCAGAAAGCUGGGUUGGGGCCACUUCUCCACCGUGUGGCUCUGCUGGGACCUGCAGAGGAAGCGCUUUGUGGCGCUGAAGGUGGUGAAGAGCGCCCCUCAUUACACAGAGACGGCUGUGGACGAGAUAAAAUUGCUCCGAUGUGUGAGAGACAGUGACCCCUCCGACCCCUACAGAGAGACCAUUGUCCAACUGAUAGAUGACUUCAAGAUCUCUGGAGUCAACGGGAUCCAUGUCUGUAUGGUUCUGGAGGUUUUGGGUCAUCAGCUGCUAAAAUGGAUCAUUAAGUCCAACUACAUGGGACUUCCUCUGGUCUGUGUGAAGACCAUAAUUAGACAGGUGCUUCAGGGUCUCGACUACCUCCACACCAAGUGUAAGAUCAUCCACACGGACAUCAAACCAGAGAACAUCUUACUGGACGUGGAUGAGGUUUAUGUCAGGAGACUGGCAGCCGAGGCCACCAUGUGGCAGAGAGCUGGAGCUCCGCCCCCUUCGGGGUCCUCAGUUAGCACGGCUCCCAGCGAUUUACAGGUUGGUAAGCUGUCUAAGAACAAGAAGAAGAAGAUGAAGAGGAAAGCUAAACGUCAACAGAAGCUGUUGGAGGAGAGACUGGUGAACAUACAGAAGAUGGAGGACGAGGACGGUGUGAUACAAUCCGAAGAUACAGACGCUGCCUGCUCUCUGGUCGUCAAUGGCAACACGUCAGCCAGCAAAACCAGCUCAGACUCCACCUCUUCCUGGUUGGACGACAGGUGUAAUGGCCACGCCCCCGGACGGUUCACCAGCCCCGCCUCCGGCCUAUCAGGCUUCUCCAGCUCCGUGAUGUCAGCGCCUUCUGAAUCAGCACUUUCUACUCAGUCAGAGAACUCGAGCGGACGAGAUGUGUUCAGUGCUUCAGACUUCGUCCUCAGUCCUCUGGACCCUCAGAACGGACUCAAGCUGCGAGUGAAGAUCGCCGACCUGGGAAAUGCAUGCUGGGUG
Molecule: messenger RNA, 2749 nt
Organism: Gasterosteus aculeatus aculeatus (three-spined stickleback)
Lineage: Eukaryota; Metazoa; Chordata; Actinopteri; Perciformes; Gasterosteidae
Source: RefSeq, a predicted model, not a curated record